Messenger RNA from Octopus bimaculoides (California two-spot octopus), 3047 nucleotides. RefSeq lists its product as uncharacterized. Gene Ontology annotation, cellular component: cell-cell junction; plasma membrane. Gene Ontology annotation, molecular function: cell adhesion molecule binding. Gene Ontology annotation, biological process: cell-cell adhesion. The record is from RefSeq and is a predicted model, not a curated record. Lineage: Eukaryota; Metazoa; Mollusca; Cephalopoda; Octopoda; Octopodidae.
GUUGGAAUAUUUUUUGUUUCUGAAUACAUGUGUAUAUAUAUGUAAUUUACUGAGUGAAAUAUACAGAGUAAAAGGCAGACAGUUUUCAGUCAAACUGUCCAACCCAUGCCAACAUGGAAAGUGGUCAUUAAAUUAUGAUGACACCAUGUAUUUUAUUAUAUUUUUACCUUCUUUCUGUGCAAUAUUUAAAACAUCCUUUGCAAACAAUAAAUAUGCCCAUUUCAAUUCAAUUUCUUGAAGCUGAGGAAAAGCAGUACACUGAAAUUAGUGAGCACGAAUAUGAAUGUACAAAACACCGAGAUGUGGAUGUUGAUUAUGUUAAUGCUUCAAGGAAACCUGAUGACGUGGAUGUUGAUUAUGUUAAUGCUUCAAGGAAACCUGAUAACAUGGAUAUUGCUUGCAUUAAUAUUUCAAGGAAACCUGGUGGUUACCGGUGAAGGUCCAUGCUUUUCAGGUGAACAAGAAGAACCUAGAACUUAGUGUUAUAGUAUAUCAAACCCUCUAGAUCUAAUUGGAAUCUUGUGUGAAACCCAUGUCCGUUUCAUUGUCAUCAUUUCAUGGACACUUUUUGCAAGCACUACACAUUUGGAGUAAAUAUUUGAUACUGCCACAACAGAACUGAGUUCUAUGUUAUAUGCUAUAUCUGCAUUGUUUUUGUAUUCACUGAAUUGACAAAUUCUUGAUUUAUUUUUAACCUUUAUAAAUACCUAUUGAUAUAUAAACAUUUGCAUCACUGAAGUAAACUCAGUUAAAUUUCUGUAUUUUUUUCCCUCUUAUAUGAGUCAUCACCAUCUAAAUAUACUAUGGAUAUUUAGAAACAUAGCUGUGAAUAUUAUUGAUUUUUGGAAUAUAUUUUGGAAUAAUCUCCAAAAGAAAUGUUAAGAAUUUGAAUUCAAAGCAAUUUUCAACAAAUGAGCAGCAAUUAUGAGAGUUUUUGUCCACAUUAAACAUCUUGAAACCAUUUACAACUUCAUGAUCAAAGUUUGUGAUGUUCCCCUUACAGUAGUUCUUUAUAUGCUUUCUGUUAUUUUACUUUAGUGAGAUCAAUGUUUUUAAAUUUCCUUCUGUCACAUUUAUAUACACAUAUAAUCCAUGAUAUAGAAUUUUAAAUUCAAUCCAGGGUCAGUUUUCUUCAAAAUACUCAAAUUAUAUAUAUAACAGAAUUCCUUUUUUCUCCUUGGUGAUUGUAAGGCUAUAUUUUAUGAUAGCCAUAUUUCAUCAUUCUUUCUAUAAAUAGAUACCUCACCAUAUAUUAUAUACAAUUAUAAUGUACAUUUUACUUGCAGAAAAAAGUUCACUAUAUGUAUAUGGAAUUCUCCUAACAUCAAUGCAUGGUGGAGAUGUUCGAACUAUGUUUACAUAUAGUAAGCAGAAAAUUAAAGAUCUGACUUUAUUUUUUAUAUUGUAAACAUUGAAUAAGUAGUAGCUGUAUAUGUGAUUUGUUUUAUGAAUUCACUUUAAUAUUUCUUUGUAUUGAAGGCAGCAGGCUGGCAGAAUCAUUAGCAUACAAGGCAAAAUGCCUAGUGGCAUUUCAUCUGUGUUAUAUAUUCAAAUUCCACCAAGGUUGACUGUACCUUUCAUCAUUUUGGGGUUGAUAAAAUAAGUACCAGUUGAGUACUGCAGUCAAUAUAAUCAAUUAACCCCUUCCUCAAAAUUGCUGGCCUUGUGCCCAAAUUUGAAACCAAUAUUUCUUUGUAUUUCAUCAUAAUCUUAUUUCUGUUUUUGUAGUUUAUUAUUUUGUUAUUUUAUCUUUUCUCUCUAUACAUUUUAAAUUCCAUUCUGAGUUUUAGAUAUGAAACCCUGUAACUAUAUUGUUAGGUUUGGAUCAAGCCUGAUUGAGUAGACCCGUGAUUGUCAUUCUGGUCAUGAUUAUUCCAUUCUUCUAGAAUUAUGUCUAGGAACAUAUUAUCUGAUGUUAAGGUUAUCAUUGCUUGUGAACAGUUAUAAUAUUGUGCUUGCAAAAGUGCUUGAUUAUUCUUGUCUCAAAUAAUUCCCUGAAAUAUUCUUACCAAUUCUAUUUUACUUUUCAAACAAAUGGGCAGUGAUUAUUUCAUCACAAUUUCAACAAGUAUUGUCAAGGUUAGGCUUUGCUGAUAAGAUCAGAAUAAACCAAGACAUAUCAGAGUUGAUAGAGAAAUCAAACUAUUAGUGAUUAAUAUCAUUAUUUCUUUUUUAUUCUUCACACAUUAAAUAUGUUAACACUAGGUUCUCUUAGUUUUCUUGGCUGGAAAAUGUGUGCCAGAACAUCUAUGAUGUUACUCUUUUACUUGUUUCAGUCAUUUGACUGUGGCCAUGCUGGAGCCCCACCUUUAGUCAAGCAAAUCGACCCCAGGACUUAUUCUUUGUAAGCCUAGUACUUAUUCUAUUGGUCCCUUUUGCCGAACCGCUAAGCGACGGGGACAUAAACACACCAGCAUCGGUUGUCAAGCAAUGCUAGGGGGACAAACACAGACACACAAACAUACACACACACACACAUAUAUAUAUAUAUAUACGACGGGCUUCUUUCAGUUUCCGUCUACCAAAUCCACUCACAAGGCUUUGGUCGGCCCGAGGCUAUAGUAGAAGACACUUGCCCAAGAUGCCACGCAGUGGGACUGAACCUGGAACCAUGUGGUUAGUAAGCAAGCUACUUACCACACAGCCACUCCUGCGCCUAAGAAAAUAAUUUGCUUUGAUUUAGCUUCAUAUCCGAAAUGAGACAGAAAUUUGCUGCCUUCUUUUUUAAUAAGAAACAUGACUCUUCAGCAUUAGUUUUCAGUUCUUAUUACAUUUUCUGUUGCAUUGAUUUUCUUUCUUGGAAAUGAAUUUUUUUUCUUCAAUUUUACAUACAUUUUUUUCAUGCAGAAUUAUGAGCCUUACUCCUAGAUAUAACACAAUGUCUGCAGUGAGAUCUAAAUUCAUGAUUAGGUGAAUACUACUUCAGUAUAUUUACCUUUAUGUCUAUUUUUCAUUGUAUCUAUUUUCUCCGCCUUAAUUUUGUUUAACACUUGUGUUAUUGUUAUGAUUUUUAACUCAGUAAAUAAAGAUGGAUUACAUUUUCUUCA